AUGACGCGUACCCUUGAAACUCAAGCCUUGAUCCCCCCAAAAUACACCCUUGGAUUUGUCAAAUGUGGAGAGUCGGUGCUUUUCCUCAAUAGAGAAAAAGCCCCAUGGAUGGGCCGCUGGAACGGUGUUGGCGGCAAAUUAGACCAAGGUGAAUCUGCUCAUGAUUGUAUCGUACGAGAGACAAAAGAAGAAACUGGCUUGGAAUUGCCCCAAUACAAACCUCAUGGUGUAUUGCGUUGGGUCCGUGAUGGCCAGGAUUUAGGUGGCGUUUAUUUGUUUACUGCUGAAGUCAGUGAGGAAGUCAUGGCUAGCUAUAAGACGCCAAUAUCCUAUUGCCACGAGGGAAUCCUCGACUGGAAAACACUCGAAUGGCUCUUGCAUCCUGAAAACACGGGAGUCGUAGAUAAUGUCAAGAUUAUUCUUAAGAGCUUAUUCUCCGCUCCUCCAUCCUCAACAUGGAUAGCGACAUAUGAGGGCCAUAAAUUGACAAGCUGCGAGUACGUUGAUACAGCUUCAAGUACAACCAAGUGA
Messenger RNA from Australozyma saopauloensis, 531 nucleotides. RefSeq lists its product as uncharacterized. Gene Ontology annotation, molecular function: hydrolase activity. The record is from RefSeq and is a predicted model, not a curated record. NCBI's taxonomy places the organism in Eukaryota, Fungi, Ascomycota, Pichiomycetes, Serinales, Metschnikowiaceae. Bases 1 to 531 code for a protein of 176 amino acids. The transcript has a single exon.